GCUGCUAAACUAUUUAAGUGUGUAGAGAAGAAACAUCAGUCUUGUUCUGUUAUCAUUGCGAGACAUUUGUGUUUCUAUUGUCAUUUUAGCUUUGUGACUAGCGUGAACACAUUGAGAAUGCGGCUGUUUCUGGCAAGCAUCGUCUUUGUGCUGCCGGCACUGAGUUUUCCAGGCAUCGUCGGUAAACUUGAAGAAAACAUUACUACAUGCGGUGACUUCUUCUUUGAUGAAAAGCCUCCAGUUAUUCCUGGGAUUCUGAUGAAUUCAGUCGCACUGAAUGAUACUUACAAAAUAAUCUGUCAAAAAUAUGAGAAUGAGAUCAGAUUUGCGACACUUUACGACACAAGAGAGAAGAUUCCUGUUUUCUCUGCUUACAAAUACAUCGGGGCAAACAAUUUCGAAAGACCACAGAUUCCUUGGAUGAUUGAGUCGGAGCUUGAACCUUCAGGUGAUGAAAUGUGUAAACCAUUCACCAAACAAGCUAGAAUUAACUACUGGAUAAACAAAACUGAACAAGCCUACAUCCCCGGGACUUUAUUUCCUAUGAAUCACACAGCUGAUAGAGAAACCGCUGAAUCUACAUUAACACUGACCAACAGUGUGCCACUGAAACUACGCUUCAGAGAAGGACUUUGGAGUCUUGUGGAACAAGAAAUUAAGGAAAACAUGGACAGAAACUGUCGUGAUGAAAAUAACAACAUCGUUGCCUAUGUGCUGACAGGAGCUGUACCUGGUGGUGAGAAUUUAAAAGUAGUGAAGAUUCCAUCACACAUGUGGACGGCAUUUUGCUGCUAUAAUAGUUCAGAAACAGUCUGGGUCUCUCAAACAUACUGGGCUGAAAACACACAUAAUAAUGAUCUGAUCAACAUCAGGCUCCAUAGCCUGGAGGACUUACAGAACUUCCUCAAUGAACAACUGGGGAGAAACAUCAAGCUGUUUAACAACAAUUGUGGAAAAAAAUCUAACAAACUGCCGCCUUCGUUCAGAUCAGUGCAGAUAAGAGCGGAUGGCUGAGGAUUCAGAAUAACAUAUAAUUGAUUGUUUACUCUGUUUAAAGGAUUACACACUUAGUUUUUUUCCUUAGUGAUUUUGACAAUCUUACUACGAGCAAAUGUUUAUUAGAAAAUGCAAAAAAAAAAGUAUGUAACUGCCAUCUUCAAUAAAGCUUGCAAAUU
Paramisgurnus dabryanus is the source of this 1175-nucleotide messenger RNA. Its product is annotated as endonuclease domain-containing 1 protein-like. Gene Ontology annotation, molecular function: metal ion binding; hydrolase activity; nucleic acid binding. NCBI's taxonomy places the organism in Eukaryota, Metazoa, Chordata, Actinopteri, Cypriniformes, Cobitidae. The record is from RefSeq and is a predicted model, not a curated record.